Molecule: messenger RNA, 396 nt
Organism: Rhagoletis zephyria (snowberry fruit fly)
Lineage: Eukaryota; Metazoa; Arthropoda; Insecta; Diptera; Tephritidae
Source: RefSeq, a predicted model, not a curated record
AUGAUUGCCCAUCCUGAGAGUACUUCCGCCUCCUUCCGCAUCAACAUGACCGAGUCGUUGCUCCGUCUGCAGGCGAACAUUCCCGAGAUUGAAGAACAACGCUGCCGGCGACUGGAUGAGCCCUUUCAGGAGCUGAAUCGAAAAACCUUUGCCUUGAAGAAGAUUCUUUCGCGCAUUCCAGAUGAGAUUGACGAUCGGAAGGUCUUCCUGGAGACGAUUAAAGAAAUCGCCUCUGCAAUUAAGAAGCUGCUUGACUGCGUCAAUGAGAUCACCGCCGGCGGCUACCUGAGCUCGUACAUGGACAAACGGGCGGUGGAAGGACGGAAACGGGAGUUCAUCAAGGACUCAAAGAACUUCAGUCAGACGCUGAAGGAGUUCUUCAAGGGUGGACAGUAA